UGAAUCUGGUACUCUUCUUUCUACUUGUUUUGGUGAGUUUGGUGGAGAAAGAAACUGAAGAUUAUGGUUUCUUUACACAUUCAACAAACCAACUUACAAUAUUUAGCUCACUUCAUUUUCAAUAUGUUCCAAAGCUAAAACUCCAUUGAGUGUUCAAAGCUUUCAGGCAAUGGCUGAGGUAGACAGCUUUCAGAAUCUGCUAGCUGCAAGGAUGUUACUGAAAACUAGCCUAGAGAAAUCAAGAAGUGUAGCUUCUGCCCUGGAGAAAACUGGCCCCAGGUUGGAGGAGAUUAAGCAAAGUCUGCCAUCAUUGGAAGCUGCUCUUCGGGCACAGAAAUGCAGUCUUGCUGCACUUGGGGGCCAUAUCAGCCGCGCAGUUGGCCCUGCUGCUGCAGUUCUGAAGGUGUUUGAUGCCAUCCAUGGCCUAGAAAAGUCACUUUCAUCUGACCCGAGUUCGGACCUCUAUGGCUACCUCGUAGUCGUUAAAAGGCUCGAGGAGGCCUUGAGGUUUCUGGCUGAGAAUUGUGGAUUGGCAAUAAGAUGGUUGGAGGAUGUGGUCGAGUUCUUGAAAGAAAAUGCAGUCACCGAUGAUCACCGGUACCUCUCCAAUGUGACUAAAUCUUUGAAGAUCCUCAGGGAGUUGCAGGCAAAUGAGGAAUGCGCCCGUCUCGAUGGAGGGCUUCUCAGUGCUGCAUACGACAAGCUGGAAACCGAAUACAGACGGCUUUUGAGAGAAAAUGGUGUUCCUCUCCCCAUCAUUUCCUCAGCAUCCUCCAUUGUUGCUCCAUCAUCUUUACCAGUUUUUGUUAUUCAGAAGUUGCAGGUCAUUAUUGAGAGGUUAAGUGCUAAUAAUAGACUUGAAAACUGUCUUUCUACUUACAUAGACAUUCGUAGUUCAAAUGCCAGAGCAUGUUUAGAAGCUCUUGGUUUGGACUACCUCGAGAUAUCUAUCUUUGAGUUCGAUAAUUUGCAGUACAUGGAGAGUUCCCUAGAUAUGUGGAGCAAGCAUUUAGAAUAUUCUGUGAAGAAUCUGCUGGAGCUCGAGUAUCAGCUGUGCAACGACGUAUUCGAGAAGGUUGGAUUGGAUGUUUCAAUGGAUUGCUUUGCAAAGAUUGCUAUCCAGUCCGGAUUUCUGGCUUUCAUCCAAUUUGGGAACACUGUCACAGAGAGUAAGAAAGAUGCAGUCAAGCUCUUUAAACUAUUGAAAAUCUUCCAUACUUUGAAUGAACUGAGAUUGGAUUUCAACCGCCUAUUUGGGGGAAAAUCUUGCAAUGAAAUUCAAAUCCCAACGAGGCAUCUCAUCAAGAGGGUGAUUGAUGGUGCUUGUGAGAUAUUUUGGGAGCUUUUGCCGCAGGUGGAGGUUCAUAGGGGGACUUCUCCUCCUUCCAAUGGCAGUGUUCCGAGUCUGGUGAGCUUCGUCAUUGACUACUGUAACCAGCUGCUCGAGGAUGAUUACAGGCUAACCAUGAUACAGGUUCUGGAGAUUCACCAGAACUGGAAACACCAAAAAUUUCAAGAGGAACUCUUGAGGAAGGAGGUCUGCAACAUUGUGGAGGCUAUUCGGCUGAACCUGGAUGCCUGGUCCAAGUCCUAUGAGGACACUCCACUGUCCUACAUUUUCUUGAUGAACAAUCACUGUCACUUGUACAAGGCCCUCAAGGGGACAAGCCUUGGGGACCUCAUAGGUGACUUUCAGUUGAGAGAACACAAAAAGUAUAGGGACUAUUACGCAUCGAUCUACUUGAGGGAUAGUUGGGGAAUGCUUCCAGGCCUUUUAGGCCAUGAAGAUGAGACCUUAUUCUCAGAUGGAAGGGCCAUGGCCUGCAGUCUGGUGAAGAAGAAGCUGAAGACAUUCAAUGAGGCCUUGGAUGGAACCUAUAAGAAGCAAUCGAACUGGGUCCUGGCCAACAAAAACCUCAGGAAGAGGAUAUGCCAGCUUGUGGUUGAUGCCAUUGUGCCUGUAUAUAGGAGCUACAUUCAGAAAUAUGGGCAUUUUAUUGAACAAGACGGCAUUAAGAAUGUGAAAAUUUACACUGAAGAGGGUUUGGUGAAUAUGCUGAGCUCAAUGUUUCAGCCAAAGAUGGGGAAGUGUUAUAGCACUAAUACCAGGCACUCCAUUGAUAAAAAGAGUGAGAUUGUCACCAGUCAGUUUCCCUCUACUACUGUUGUAGCAUGAUUAUGUAUCCUGUUUUUGCCUCUCAUCAACCAUGAGGGACUCCUGACUUCUUGUAAUCUUGAUCUAAUUUGCUUAA
Molecule: messenger RNA, 2252 nt
Organism: Vitis vinifera (wine grape)
Lineage: Eukaryota; Viridiplantae; Streptophyta; Magnoliopsida; Vitales; Vitaceae
Product: exocyst complex component EXO70I
Exons: 1
Coding region: 170-2176 (668 amino acids)
Biological process (GO): exocytosis
Cellular component (GO): exocyst
Molecular function (GO): phosphatidylinositol-4,5-bisphosphate binding
Source: RefSeq, a predicted model, not a curated record